Molecule: messenger RNA, 312 nt
Organism: Microsporum canis CBS 113480
Lineage: Eukaryota; Fungi; Ascomycota; Eurotiomycetes; Onygenales; Arthrodermataceae
Exons: 1
Coding region: 1-312 (103 amino acids)
Source: RefSeq, a predicted model, not a curated record
AUGGAAGAUUGGAGCUCGCUUGUAAGAGUUGCAUGCAGAGUGGAGGGAGACUUAUGGGCGGCCCUCGGAACCCUCUCCAUCCGGGCGUCCAGCCAGCUGACCUCUCAUAUUAUUUGUGAGGCGUUGAACCCCCCUGCUAGAGGGCUCGAUGACAAGUCUUGUCUUUCGUGUCCUGCCAUCAGAUGGGCGAAUGAGCUGGCAGCCAGAUGUAAUGAUGACGCUCAACCUGACAACCAACUGGCUUUAACACAAUCAGGAAACGAAGGGGGAAAAACAAAAGAGAUGGGCAAGGACGGCAGAAACUAUUGCUGA